AUGACCUGUCCAAGGAUUAGCACCGGUUCCGGCUAUUCAACCAGAAAGCCCACGAGUUGUGAAUGUAACGGGACAUUGUGUGCUCAACUGACCAUGAAGAUGGAAAAUAAAAUAAAGAGAUUUAUCAGCAAAUCUCCAUUGAAACAUUGGUACCUGCUAGUGAAAAUAGAAUUUUUGGAUUCGCAAACCAUUAGUGCUGCUAAUUUCAAAUCAUUGAUUAUUCAAAACUUGAAACGAAUGUAUGGAGAAAUUGGGGCAGCUACAAAUAUUUACAUUCGAAAAUUCUUUGAAAAAGAACAAGAAGCAAUAUUGAUGGUACCUAACAGUCAUGUUAUUCAUUUGUGGACAAGCCUAAUAACCAUUUCGGACUUUUAUGGAACUCCUUGUUCAGUUCGUAUCCUUCAGACUUCCCAACAUCUUAUUUCUAUUGGCAGUUCAAGUCGACAACUAAUCUACUCAACAUGA
Molecule: messenger RNA, 465 nt
Organism: Acanthosepion pharaonis
Lineage: Eukaryota; Metazoa; Mollusca; Cephalopoda; Sepiida; Sepiidae
Source: the annotation of a GenBank genome assembly